Synchiropus splendidus (mandarinfish) is the source of this 740-nucleotide messenger RNA. It is a transcript of the gene gins3, whose product is annotated as GINS complex subunit 3. Gene Ontology annotation, cellular component: GINS complex. The record is from RefSeq and is a predicted model, not a curated record. The transcript has 3 exons. Bases 51 to 686 code for a protein of 211 amino acids. Gene Ontology annotation, biological process: mitotic DNA replication initiation. NCBI's taxonomy places the organism in Eukaryota, Metazoa, Chordata, Actinopteri, Syngnathiformes, Callionymidae.
CAACAGCAGAUGACGCUUUGACAGCGUUUUGACUGAGACAUUUCGGCGACAUGGACACGCAGUCCUAUCUUCCAGUUCCACCGGGGAUAUCCAUGCAGGAGAACUUCCUGUCCCUGGACGAUAUUCUGCUGUCUCACGACAGGCUGCCGUCCCGCACGCAGUGCCGCUUCCCGCGACUCGGGUUCCUGGACAAGUCGAGCGACUCGCCCGACAUCCCGGAGGGGACAAAGAUGGAGCUGCCCCUGUGGCUGUCCAAGGGUUUGUACGAGCGGAAGAGGCGAGUGCUGUCCGUGGAGCUGCCGAAGAUCUACAGGGAGGGCUGGAGGACAGUGUUCAAUGCUGACCCCAACGUGGUGGACCUGCAUAAAAUGGGGCCCUACUACUACGGCCUGGGGUCUCAGAUGCUGCACUUUGAAAGCCCAGAGAACCCAGACAUUGCACAGACGCUGCUGCAGACGUUUAUCGGUCGGUUCAGGAGAACCAUGGACUCGUCUCUGAACGCCUACAACGAGGACACGUCUGCACUGGUGGAACGGCUGGACUCUCUGGAGAAGGCUCUGUUCAGGUCCGGUCAGAGCUGCCUCAACGGCUUCCAGAGCUGGGAGAAGGGGCAGACGUCCCAACUCACCACCUCCAGUCUGGUCCUCAACUAUCGCAAGAGGAAGAUCAGUGACAUCCCUCAGUGAUGGCUGCGGCAGGACAGGACUUUUACAGACUGGUGUGUUGAUUUUAUGUCUAUG